Molecule: messenger RNA, 2151 nt
Organism: Dictyostelium discoideum AX4
Lineage: Eukaryota; Evosea; Eumycetozoa; Dictyosteliales; Dictyosteliaceae
Exons: 1
Coding region: 1-2151 (716 amino acids)
Cellular component (GO): cytoplasm
Source: RefSeq, a predicted model, not a curated record
AUGGAAUGGAUAAAAAUUCAACCAAAAGGUUUACAACCACCAAAAAGGGGUGGACAUACCUCAACUAUUGUAAAGAAUAAAAUGUAUGUUUUUGGAGGUGGUAGUUAUCAACCACCAAAUGCAAAUUCAUUAGCAUUGGAACCAAAUAAUUUACAUGUUUAUGAUUUUACUAGCAAUACAUGGAGUAUUCAAUCGACAAUGGGAACACCACCAUCAAUUCGUUAUGGGCACACUGCCACUGAAGUGGGUGAUAAAAUCUUUAUCAUUGGUGGAUAUGGCACCAAUAUGUUUUAUGACGAUGUCUCAAUUUUCGAUACGGUUACAAACACAUGGAGCACACCAAUUUGCGGUGGACAAAGACCUUCAGCACGUUAUGCACAUACUGCAACAUUGGUUGGCACUAAUAUUUUCGUGUUUGCAGGUUGCUAUGAAAAUAAAUGUUUCAAUGAGCUCUAUUGUCUUGACACAAUUCAAUAUCAAUGGUCAUUGGUUGUUACAUCAGGCUCACCACCACAACAACGUUCUUAUCAUACCACCAAUUUAAUUGGUAGAAAACUUUAUGUUUUCGGUGGUCAUCUUGGUAAUUCCUAUCAUAAUGAUCUCUAUGUUUUCAAUUUAGAUUCAAAAGUUUGGACUCAAGGUAUCACUUUAGGUAAAUUUGAAACGGGUAUAGCUUAUCAUUCAUCGGCGAUCAUCAAUAAUCAACUCUUCAUUUUCGGUGGUAACGACGGUAGAGUUUGUUAUGAUACCCUUUGGAAAUUAAAUAUUGAAAAUAUGGAAUGGGAGAAAUUGGCUUUCAAAGAUAGUUCACAUAAACCACCCUCUCGUCAUAAACAUACCCUUUCCGUAUCUCAUGAUCUCUCUUUAAUUCUUUAUGGUGGUAUGGAAUUCUAUCCAAAUUGUUAUGAUGAUUUUUAUAAAUUAUCAAUUCCAAUGGGUAAACAUCCACAAUCUCCAAAUUUAAUUUCAAUUUAUCAACAACCUUUAAUUAUUAAUCAACAAAAUAAUAAUAAUAAUAAUAAUAAUAAUAAUAAUAACAAUAAUAAUAAUAAUGGUUUAAUUGUUCAAAUUCCAUCAUCACCAUCAAUGUUAUCACUUGCAAGUGGAAUUGGUAUCGGAUUAUCACAAUCUACACCAUCAACUCCUACCAUUUCAGAGAUUACAGAUGAUAGAAAUAAAUUAUUAUAUGAAUAUAAUAAACUUAAAGAAGAACAAGACCAGGUUAAAAAUGUUAUUGAUUUACUUUCAUGUUUAUCUCUUACAAAUGCAACAAUUGGUGAAUUGGAUAAUUUAGAGAAUUGUUUUUUAGAUGGUUUAAAAAGAAUUUCAAAUGCAAAAAGAAUUUAUAUUGAAACAAAAACUAAAGAAUUAAGAGAGGAAAAUGAUUUCUUAAAACAACAUUUUGGUAAUAAUAAUAACAACAAUAAUAAUAAUUAUCCACAAAUACCACCAUUAUCACCUUCUUCUCCUUCUUCACCACCACUUUUAUUACAACAACAAUAUAUUAAUCAACAACAAUCAUAUAGUAUUCAAAAACCAUUUGGUUUUAAACAUAAUCAAAAUAUAAUUAAUCAAAAUAAUAGUUCAAACUAUCAUUCAAGUAAACCUUUAAGAAGAGUAAAUUCAACUGAUUCGGUUAUUAUAGAUGGUAGAAAUAAAGAUUUAGCAUUCAGUAUGAAUGGAAAUAAUUUAAGUCCUCAAGGAUCCCCUCAUUUAAACUCAAAUCAAAGAUCAUAUAAUAGGGUUUUAAAUAAUAAUUUUAAUUUAAACUCUCCAACAAAUCAAUCAAAUGUAAAUUUAAAUCCAAAUAAUAAUAAUAAUAAUAAUAAUAAUAAUAAUAAUAAUAAUAAUAAUAAUAAUAAUAAUAAUAAUAAUAAUAAUAAUAAUAAUAAUAAUAAUAAUAAUAAUAAUAAUAAUACUUCUACUUCAAAUAUUAUUAGUAAUAAUACCACCACUAAUAAUAAUAACUCUACUGGUAAUAAUGCUAAUUCUGCUAUUCAAAAUAAUAAUGGUAUAAAUAUUCCAAAUUUUGUAAAUAAUAAUAGUAAUAAUAAUAAUAGCAACAAUAAUAAUAGCAAUAAUAAAUAUAUGUCAAAAUCAAAUCAACCACAAUUUCCAUUUCAAAAUUACCAACCACCUCAACAGCAAUAA